AUGCUCGUUCAGUCUGUCCUCUCCGCGGCGCUGCUCGCGGCCGGCCUCUUGGUUGACGGCACGCUGGCCAGAGGGCGUGUGCCCAUCUCCGCCAAAGCCCAGCGCCGAUAUGAUGAGCACUACGGCAAGAUGCUCGGCAAGCGAGAGCAGAAUAGCAGUGCCUCGACUGCUGAUUUCCGUUUCCUGAACAGCCAGACGCGGCCCUACCGCGUGGAAAGCCUUCCCGACGUCAACUUCGACAUUGGCGAAAUCUACUCCGGCCUGGUCCCUAUCGACUCGAACGACAGACUUCGCCAGCUGUUCUUCGUCUUCCAGCCGACCAUCGGCGAGCCCGUGGACGAGGUCACCAUCUGGCUGAACGGCGGGCCGGGCUGCAGUUCCUUGGAGGGCUUUCUUCAGGAAAAUGGUCGCUUCGUUUGGCAGCCUGGCACUUACUUGCCUGUGGAGAACCCUUACAGCUGGGUCAACCUGACCAACGUGCUGUGGGUUGACCAGCCUGUAGGCACUGGCUUCUCUACCGGCAUCCCGACGGCCACCAACGAGGAGGACGUGGCGCGGGAUUUCAUCAAGUUUUUCAAGAACUUCGAGGACUUGUUUGGGAUUAAGAACUUCAAGAUCUAUAUCACCGGUGAGAGCUAUGCCGGCCGCUAUGUGCCCUAUAUUUCGUCUGCGAUGAUUGACCAGAACAACACCGAAUAUUAUGACUUGUCUGGUGCCCUCGUGUACGACCCUGUCAUUGGCUCCUACGACGUCGUCCAGGAGGAAGUGCCAGUGUACCCCCUGAUUGCACAGAACAACGCCAUGCUCGACCUCGACGCCGAGCAACUGGCUGCACUGGAGGAAAUGCACGUCGCCUGCGGCUACGACAAGUAUAUUGAGCAGUACUUGACCUUCCCUGCGUCUGGGCUCCAGCCGGACAUUCAGUACAACGAGUCCUGCGACGUCUUUGACGCUGCAAUGGACUACGUGCUGGCCAAGAACCCGUGCUGGAACAUCUACAACAUCGACUCCGUUUGCCCGCUUCAAUGGGAUGUGCUGGGCUUCCCCGGCUCGCUCGAGUACACGCCUCCCGGCUCGACCAUCUACUUCCAGCGCGAGGACGUGGUGAAGGCCCUCCACGCGCCCACCGGCGUCACCUGGACCGAAUGCAGCGACGAAUCCGUCUUCGUUGGCAGCGGCGAUACAUCCCCAGACCCGAUCCAGGGCGCGCUCCCAAAAGUCAUCGAGCACACCAACCGCGUUCUCGUCGGCAACGGCGACUACGACUUCAUCAUCCAGACCAACGGCACGCUCCUGUCCAUCCAGAACAUGACCUGGAACGGCCAGCUCGGCUUUUCCGAGCGUCCCAGCAAGCCCAUCAACAUCACCAUCCCGGAUCUCAUGUACGCCGAGAUCUUCGACGAGAACUAUAUGGGCGGCCUCGAUGGUCCGCAGGGUGUCAUGGGCGUUCAACAUUUUGAGCGGGGGCUGAUGUUCGUCGAGACCUACCAGUCUGGUCAUAUGCAGCCCCAGUACCAGCCGCGUUCAUCGUAUCGCCAUUUGCAGUGGCUGUUGGGACGAACUAAUGAGAUCUGA
Talaromyces atroroseus is the source of this 1575-nucleotide messenger RNA. RefSeq names its product Serine-type carboxypeptidase F. The coding region runs from base 1 to 1575 and encodes 524 amino acids. The transcript is spliced from 3 exons. The record is from RefSeq and is a predicted model, not a curated record. Gene Ontology annotation, biological process: proteolysis. Lineage: Eukaryota; Fungi; Ascomycota; Eurotiomycetes; Eurotiales; Trichocomaceae. Gene Ontology annotation, molecular function: serine-type carboxypeptidase activity.